Messenger RNA from Entrophospora sp. SA101, 579 nucleotides. The record is from the annotation of a GenBank genome assembly. NCBI's taxonomy places the organism in Eukaryota, Fungi, Glomeromycota, Glomeromycetes, Entrophosporales, Entrophosporaceae.
AUGUUACACGCUGAUGUUCAAUAUGUUCAUUUACAAUGUGAUAGCGGACGUGGAUUGGAACUAGUUUCUACAGAAAUAGGUGAAACAAUGGAACAUGUAAAAUUUGUGCUACCAAAUGCACCAAUGCGUUCAAUAACUAUUAAUAGGGGCAUGAUAAUGCGUGGAUGGUUUGAUCUUACAACUCUAAGUUUAGAUGAAAUGGUGGAUGAAGAUGUAAAAAAAUUGAUAAAAGAUGAAAUUGAUUCUGGAAUUGCUUCUAAUCGAAUUGUUGUCGGAGGAAUUUCUCAAGGAGUUACAAUAGCUCUUGGUGCAGGAAUAUCAUCAGAAUAUCCUUUGGCUGGAAUGUUUGGAUUUAGUGGGUUUUUAAGAAUACAAGAAAAGAUUAUUCAAAUGUCCACUCAAGCAAAUAAGAACACACCAAUAUUUAUGACUCAUGGUGAUAGUGAUGAGUCUUCAGAAUUUCUUAAAAAAAAUGGUUACAAUGUAACUUUUGAAACUUAUAAUGGAAUGGGCCAUAUUUUUUUUUCCAAACAACAAGUAUCUGAUAUAAUUUCAUUUCUGAAACAAGUUAUUCCUUAA